UUUGUAGCACCAAUAGGCAACAUACCAUUACAUGAAAUAGACGUUGAUUACCUAGCACCCAGAGCCAAGCAACAUGAAAACUAAUAUCUACAAAGUAUUUAAUAUGGAACAGUUCUUUAGAGUCAUGCAGAUAAAUGAACAAGGUGUAAGAUUUACAUUGAAGGAACCCAGUCAGAUAUUAAUGAAGAAUAUUCAUGAAAAUUGGCUACAGUACAUUUAUGCUAGGACACAUAAACAAAUGCCCAUCUAUGUUAGCAAAUACAUGAAUACAAAAGAACAACCACCGUCAGUCUUUGGUACGAUAAAACAGGAUGUACAGGUGUACAAUGCACAUAGAGCCCUGGAGCUAAAUUUUGAUGGCACAGCUCCAGCCCUUAGGUCAGAACUGAAGUUAGAUUUAAUGGUACCCCAACAACUUGCUAUGCAAUACUUCGUCCAAUGGCAGAGAUAUAGAAAAUACUGGUGGAGUUCUAUAUCAAUGACACCCAACCUGUUUACUGUAAGUGAUUACGAAUUUAAAGAUACAACUGCCAAUGUCGAGAUUGUGGCUCAGUUCUUGUUUGGUGCCCAACCAGUGGAAAGUAUUACUGUUCAGCCGGAAGAUAAUAAUAAUGUGUCCCAUUUAAGUUGUGUUAUGACUUUAGAAGAUGCAUUAAUAAUUCUAUUACUCGAUGGGGUAACUAGUAACACUAAGGAAGAAUAUUUGAGGCUGCACAGAAAAAUAGCCCCAUUCAAGAUUUCCUUUGCACUGGAGAUAGAUGAUGACACCACCGAAAGAAUCACUCUACAGAAGUUAGCCACUCUUCUUAACCACAAACUCAGAUCGAAGAGGAUAACAACAUGGCUACCUACCUUUACGUUACCAUUCGACUUACAGAUGAAAGAAAAUCUUCAUAUGGGUGUCGCUUACACAGCAGUCCUUACUGAAACCACCCUCAAACAUGGCCUCUUCAGAUUAGUGAACAGUAGCACUAUGUUGGGGGAACAUGUACACUUAGCCGAUUUCCAUAAAUAUGCAUCAGUGAUAUUUGAAAAUUAAUAAAAAAUGUAGUAACUAAAUAAAUAUAGUAAAGAAA
Molecule: messenger RNA, 1076 nt
Organism: Trichoplusia ni (cabbage looper)
Lineage: Eukaryota; Metazoa; Arthropoda; Insecta; Lepidoptera; Noctuidae
Gene: DNApol-gamma35
Product: DNA polymerase subunit gamma-2, mitochondrial
Exons: 6
Coding region: 74-1039 (321 amino acids)
Source: RefSeq, a predicted model, not a curated record